GUUUCCAAGGGUCUCCGCACUCCAUUCCGGUGAAAGGGCUGGACUCCGCUCCGGGUUUUGCUCCCUCACUGCUCUAUACAUCGCGUCUCCUCACUCCUGCAUUGCUGUAGCAGCAGAUGUUCGCGCGCUGAAGCCAAUAUCCACCGUUCUCUUUACCGGAGCAAGUGUUCUGCAGCGGACAGCGAGGAGACGAAGAAGAGUGAGGACGUUUGCUUUCUCUCUUCACACGUCUGGAGUGUGUGUAUGUGGGUGAGUGAGCAGAAGAAAUUAGAGUCGCGUCUUUAUUUACCACACCUGUGAUGCGCUGCUGUCUCUGAGCAACGAAGACGCACUGAUGGCCAAGGUACAGGAAGAGGAUAUGUGUUGAAAGAGGACUUCUAAAUGCGCUGAUCGGUGUAAUAUUACAAAAAACUAAACCCAGACAGACAGCAGAUACACCUCGCAGCUCAUUCAGCAGAUAUUACUGACUUAAAGUUGAACGAGAAGGUGAUAAAGAUGCCGUUACACCUGGGUCCCUUUGUCCGCUGGAGAUCCGGGCUUGUACUCACAUGGAUCUGCUUGUUUUCGUCCGGAUUUACCUUCACUGGUGGAGAGCAUGCGGCCACUGUAACACAUCCACUUCCUGCGGCCUUCGCCGACCUGCUGCCACACUUCCUGGUGGAGCCUGAUGAUGUUUAUAUCGUUAAGAACAAGCCAGUGACCCUCACCUGCCGCUCGACCCCUGCCACUCAGAUCUACUUCAAGUGCAACAGCGAAUGGGUUCAUCAAGAUCAGCACUUGAUCGAGCGUGACGUGGACCCUGCCACAGGACUGCCGGUGAUGCAGGUGAAGAUUGACAUCUCCAGACAGCAGGUGGAGAAGAUCUUCGGUCUGGAGGAUUACUGGUGUCAGUGUGUGGCCUGGAGCACUACAGGAACCCAGAAGAGCCAAAAGGCAUAUGUGCGCAUCGCCUAUCUGAGGAAGAACUUUGAGGAGGAACCGCUGGGUAAGGAAGUGGCACUGGAUCAGGAAGUCCUUCUGCGCUGUCAUCCUCCUGAAGGUGUUCCUCCUGCAGAGGUGGAGUGGCAGAGAAACGAGGAGCUGAUCGACCCCAAGACUGACCCCAAUUUCUUCAUCACCGUGGACCAUAAUCUCAUCAUCAAACAAGCCCGCCUGGCCGACACAGGCAACUACACCUGCGUGGCCAAGAACAUUGUGGCUCGACGAAAGAGCUCCUCAGCUACUGUGAUUGUCUACGUGAACGGUGGCUGGUCCACGUGGGCCACCUGGUCGGCCUGCAGUGCUGUCUGCGGUCGGGGGUGGCAGAAGAGGAGCCGGAGUUGCACCAACCCCACUCCCCUGAACGGCGGGACGUCCUGCGAGGGCCAGAGUGUCCAGAAAAGUGCCUGCACUGCCACCUGUCCAGUGGAUGGAGGUUGGAGCGAGUGGAGUAAAUGGUCGCCAUGCGGAGCCGACUGCACCAUGUGGAGGAGCAGGGAAUGUACCCAACCUUCACCCAGCACGGGUGGGAAAGAAUGCCAGGGGCUGGAUCUCCAAUCUCUCAACUGCACCAGUGAGCAGUGCCCACAGACGGCAUCAGGUGCUGAGGAUGUGGCCUUGUACGUGGGGAUCGUAGCGGUGGCUCUUUGUCUGACUCUGCUGCUGAUCGUACUGGUGCUGGUCUACCGCAGGAAGAAGGAAGGUCUCGAUGCAGAUGUGGCUGACUCCUCCAUCCUCACCACUGGCUUUCAGCCCAUGGGCAUCAAGCCCACAAAGCCAGGUGUGUGGGCACCGCGCAGGGCAGCCCGCAGCAAAAACUCUCAUUUGCUCACCAUCCAGCCCGAUUUGACCACCACCACCACAAGCUACCAGGGAACUCUGCGUUCUCGCCACGAAGUCACCGGAAAGUUCUCCGUGAGCAACGGCCCCCUCCUGGAGCCUCUUCCUAACGGCUCCCACACGCUGCACAACGGCAAACUGCCCAGCGACCCCAAUGACUUCAUGAACCGCCUGUCCUCUCAGACGUAUUUCAAAACGCUACCGAGAGACAACGUCAACACCUCCUACGGCACUUUCAAUUUCCUGGGUGGUCGCCUAACCCUCCCCAGCACUGGAAUCAGCCUGCUCAUCCCGCCAGAGGCCAUUCCCAGAGGGAAGAUUUAUGAGAUUUAUCUCACCAUUCAGAAGAAAGAAGACAUGAGAUUGCCCCUGGCUGGGUGUCAGACGUUACUAAGUCCCGUGGUGAGCUGCGGACCGCCCGGUGUGAUGCUCACCCGGCCGGUCAUCCUCAGUAUGGACCAUUGCACUGAUGCGUGCCUGGAGAAUUGGGCCAUCCGUCUCAAGAAGCAGUCAUAUGAGGGAACAUGGGAGGAUGUACUUCAGCUUGGUGAGGAAGUGGUUUCGGAGCCGUACUACUGCCAGCUGGAGGUGGAGACGUGCCGGGUGUUCACUGAGCAGCUGGGCCGCUUUGCUCUGGUCGGGGAGUCCCUCAGCAUGGCUGCAGCUAAACGCUUAAAACUGCUGAUGUUUGCUCCCGCCUACUGUUCUACACUGGAGUACAACAUCCGCGUCUACUGCAUGGACGACACACAGGACCUGCUAAAGGAGGUGAUGCAGAUGGAAAGACAGCUGGGAGGUCGACUGAUUGACGAGCCUCACGUCCUGCUCUUCAAAGACAGCUACCAUAACCUGCGCCUCUCGAUUCACGACAUGCCCCAGGCACACUGGAGGAGCAAACUACUCGCUGGCUAUCAGGAGAUCCCCUUCUAUCACAUCUGGAGCGGCUCUCAGCGGACCCUGCACUGCACCUUCACAUUGGAGAGACAGAGCCUGAGCACCUGUGAUCUCACCUGCACGCUGUGUGUGUGGCAGGUAGAAGGAGAAGGACAAAGCUUCACCCUGGACUUCAACAUCUCGAAGGACAUCAGACCACUGGACUCUGAUUUCCUGUUAAUGGACAACUGCACCCCUGCCCUGGCUGGUCCGAGCGCAUUCCAGAUCCCUUACCUCAUCCGACAGAAGAUCUGCAGCAGUCUGGACACCCCCUGUCCCAAUGGAGCAGAUUGGAGACUACUGGCCCAGAGACUGAAGCUUGACAGGCACAUGAGUUUCUUUGCAUCCAAAGCGAGCCCCACAUCAGUGAUUCUGGACUUAUGGGAGACCCAGCACUUCCACAGCGGUAAUCUCAAUCAGCUCGCUGCUGUGAUGGCUGAGAUUGGCAAGCAGGAGGCCAUGAUAUUCCUGGUGUCAGACGGGGAGUGCUGACACAUUAAAACUAGAGCACGGCGGCUAUCUCUGAGUGAUGGGGUGGGUGAAGGACACGACCCUCUGCCUGCCCCACCAUAGAUGAGAAACAAAUCAAAGAACAGGGUUUACCCAACUAUAUGAGGCCACUUCCCCAGUGAAUAAGGAAUAAAAGAAAAAGAAAGAAAAAAAUAAAACAAGACCAGGCUCAGGAGGAACCUGGCAGGGCUUUUAGAUGUACUGUGACUGAGACAAAUGCCCCUUUCUCAGAACAAAAAUCCAUUUGUUUUGAAAAUAAUGGUGUAUAGAAAAUCCCAGAUUCUAUGAUUCUGGUCCUGCCCUCAAUCACUGACCAAUAUGUACUUUCUAACCACAUUUGUGUUAGGCAAAUUGAUAUAUUAAUAUCAGACUGGAAACUAAAACGAAUCGGUUUGAACGAUAUCAAGCGGAAAACGUACACUAUGUAGGUAACUAAUUCUGAUGUGUGACAUGCAUUUUGUAAAUGUGUACCAUUUAGCAAUAUGCAAACACACAUAUCGAUGACAAUUUCCUUUGGCCGACACGUUUCUUACCUCACGAAGCAUUUAAAAAUUUUAGAGCGUUUGCUAAAUUUCAGGUCGAAAACAUUAAGGAAGUAAAGCGUUUUUGGUGAGAGCCAUCACUUGUUCCUCUGCCCCUGUGCACUUAACGUGUGUGUUCAUGAAGCCAUAAAGUCCUAAAUUCACCUCAACGCAAUGAUAUAUGUUCUGAUCCGGGUGGAUAAUCAGUAAAUAAGCACAGGAUUCUGUGGAUGUUUAGCUGCUGACGGAUGAGUGAUCAGGGACCUCAAACGUUUUCCUAGCUGUUUUGAAGAACAUUGGACUUUUGAGAAAAGGGGUCAGAAGUUCUACAAAGCAUUUUUCCAUGCCCGUCUUAUGUCAAUGGAACCCUUUCGAGACUAGAAUUUUCAUCUGAUUCCAUAGAAUUCCUUGUUUAUGAAGGAGAAAAAAAAAAGUUCCCCGUUGCAAAGGUUUUCUUCUUUUAUAAACAGAAAAUGCAAUACUACCAAAUGUUCCAUUGCUAUUCUCCUUCAUAUUUAAUGAGUCCAUGUUUCUCUGAAAGCCAUUUUGGCUUCAGGGCAAUUUCUUAGUUGUAGGAGAGAGAAUAUUUUCAUCA
Molecule: messenger RNA, 4377 nt
Organism: Onychostoma macrolepis
Lineage: Eukaryota; Metazoa; Chordata; Actinopteri; Cypriniformes; Cyprinidae
Gene: unc5a
Product: unc-5 netrin receptor A
Exons: 16
Coding region: 496-3243 (915 amino acids)
Biological process (GO): netrin-activated signaling pathway; anterior/posterior axon guidance
Cellular component (GO): membrane
Molecular function (GO): netrin receptor activity; protein binding
Source: RefSeq, a predicted model, not a curated record